Messenger RNA from Pseudovirgaria hyperparasitica, 812 nucleotides. RefSeq lists its product as uncharacterized. Lineage: Eukaryota; Fungi; Ascomycota; Dothideomycetes; Acrospermales; Acrospermaceae. Bases 225 to 782 code for a protein of 185 amino acids. The transcript has a single exon. The record is from RefSeq and is a predicted model, not a curated record. Gene Ontology annotation, cellular component: extracellular region.
CAGCCCUGCUUCAUCGCGCAAGUCUACACGAUGCUUCUCUCGACUGAGCCGGGUUCUUGGUCGAACGACCAUGAGGUACCACGAGAGCGCCGGCCUAAGUCUUGAUAAUUAGACGGGCCUAGAUGAACAAAUAUAAAUAGAGUCUUACUCCCUGCGUUAAUUGACGUUCCUCAAGCAGGCAUCAACCAUCCUAUUCCGCACGCUCAUACUCCAAAUCUCUCAUCAUGUACUGGUUCAACCCUCUCGUGCUUGUUAGCACGCUCACUCUUGCCUCCGCAGCAGUCCUCCCAGCUGUAGAGAAGCGCGAUGGCGCCCAAACCGUCAAGGACAUCAACAGCAUCUCAUCCCAGACAGACGCUAUCUACAAGCAAGUCAACGACUUCAAGGGUGGCCCACUCUCCUCCCUCCAAGCCCUCGGCAUUCAGACCGCCUCUAUCAAGCUCGACAACACCAUCAAGCAAGGCACCAAGAACGCCAACAAAUCAGCCAAGUUUACCUCGGACGAGAGCAAUAACAUUGCUAUUGCUACCCUGGACCUCCAACCCAAAGUCACUGUGCUUAUUGAUGCGUUGAUCAACAAGAAGCAAGGCUUCCAGACCGCGUUGUUGGGACUGAGCGCUGUGCCACUUGUCAAGCAGACGCUGACCACGUUGAGGGCUGAUACAAAGACUUUUGGACAGGCAGUGACCGCGAAGUUGACACCUGAUAUUGCGGAGUUGGCUCCGAUUGUGUUGGACUUGAUUGACCAGGACUUCGCCAGGGGUAUCGCUGCUUUCUCUUGAAGAGGCAGUUGAGGUAUACGAGAUAUGAGA